Protopterus annectens (West African lungfish) is the source of this 1550-nucleotide messenger RNA. Its product is annotated as nuclear factor 7, brain-like. NCBI's taxonomy places the organism in Eukaryota, Metazoa, Chordata, Ceratodontiformes, Protopteridae. Bases 314 to 1144 code for a protein of 276 amino acids. The transcript is spliced from 3 exons. Gene Ontology annotation, molecular function: zinc ion binding. The record is from RefSeq and is a predicted model, not a curated record.
GAGUAGCAGUUUGAGAGCCGUGAAUACAAAUUUGAAAAUCCUAGCGACACCCCUGCUCUUUAGCAAAUGUAGUUCGUGUACCGCCAGUCCUUUGCAAGCUACACCCCAGUAAAUAAAACGUUAGCCAAUUUUGUGCGGUCCGUUUUUCUGUAGAGUGUUGCUGUUACAAGUUAUUUUGUGAAAAAAUGCGAAAUUUGAGAUAAAAAAAAACAUUAAGGACAAAGGGCUCAAAUGACGCCGGAAACGUGGUUCACGAUGCCUCCGUGUUUUCUUAAAGCUGGUGAAACUGAAAGUACUAAGUAGUCCGACAACAAUGGCAGACAGGAAUCAGGCUGUACAUUAUCUCAUUUGCACAAUUUGUCAAGAGUUAUUUCAUUCUCCAGUAGCGACCCUGGAAUGCGGACAUAACUACUGUAAGUCGUGUAUCGACAGGGCAUGGCAGGAGGAGAACGUCCCCCGCUGCCCGGUGUGUAGACAGGAAUUUCCCUCCAAAAAGUAUGCUAUCAACACAGCACUGGGUAACCUGGCAAAAGGAGCUCGGGAGGCAGAGGCAAUCCCUAGAUGUGAGGAUCACGGCGAGAAACUGAGGUUAUUCUGCAAGGAAGACAACAUACCUGUGUGCGUGAUUUGCCGUGAUUCUCCAACACACGCCGGACAUAGCUUCCUACCUGUGGGGGAUGUUGCAAAAACGUUUAAGGGAAAGUUAGAAGAAGCUUCUGUGUCUUUGAAGUCAAAAUUAGAAAAACUUACAAAUCUACAGACCAUGCAAGUACAGAAGGUGCAGGGAGUCCAAUACAAGUCCGAAAGACUGCAGCAAUGCAUUGAAGCAGACUUUGCUGACUUGCGCAGUUUACUUCAGACCAUUGAAGGCCAACUGAUUGAACAGGUUAAAAAUGAAGAGAGAGACAUAUUAAGGGAGAUGGAUGAAAACUUAAGGCACAUUACAGAGAAUAUCGCCAGCAUCAAGAAGCAAAUGUUAGAUAUCGAAGCACACCUAAAACAAGAAGAUCCUUUAACUUUUCUACAGGCAAGAUUCCUUUGCAAAUUCUUGGCUUUUAUAAAAUCGUCUUUUGAGUCCAGAAAUGUAACUGUUUCACAGGCCAGACAUGCUUCCUGUCACCUAUUAGCAAGGCACCUUAUUUGACUUGAAAUUCUAAAUUAUGUGAUUGCGGAAUGGUUAGUCAAAGAUUCAUUUAGUACACUUGCUUUACUGAAAAAAGGUCUAUAGUAUUGUUUUUAAUUGUGUUAUAGCCACAUUGCUAACGUUUGACUGUAACGUAAUUAAUUGUGUUCUUUCUUACUGCGUGGCUUUGCAGGUAUAAAGUUAGUAUGUAUAACAUCUGGGGGUGUGGGUGCAAGAUCUGUUACGCAAGAGUACUUUAAAAAAAGAUGCGAUUUUUGAAAAAAAAUUUUUAGUGUAAAUUGAGUGAUGAUCAUAAAUGUAUUGUUUACACUUCAGUCAUUACUGCAGAUUAUUUAUUUAUUUAGUUAUUUAUUUUUUUUGUUUCCAUUUAUCUUUAGGAUGAUCACAAAUGUAAAUACAUUGUUAA